AUGAUUAUUAAAUUUAAAGAAAUGUAUCUCAGUUUUCCAGGCCUAAUUAAGAUAAUUGGGUCAGCAUCCAGGACGGCGGCUGAAUAUCCUAUUCAGCUUAUUAUCACUGUCCUGUUAAUCUCGAUGUAUGCAUAUUUGUCUACUAUAGAGUUGCUUUUUGAAGACUGGUCUUCUGAAUUAAAAGGCUAUAUAAUGUCGAUGGAUAAUUUGAAAAGUGCCGACACAAAUAAUUAUGACGACUGGAAUUCAAAAAAAUAUGAAAAUUUCAUCAAAUACAAAGGAACCUCAAGUUGGAUAAAUAUAGAUGACCAGUACUCAAAGACAUUUGGCAAUAUUUAUAAUAAUGAUAACUUCCAUCAUUAUUAUCUAUUUAAUGUUGUAAUUGACGAUGAGGAAAUAGAAACUUUGAGUCUUACUAAUUUAUGGCCAAACGUUAUUCAAGAAAAUUCAACAUUAUAUAUCUUGAGUGAGAACAAUAGCUUAAAUUUGAAUGAUAUUAUUGGAAUAAGUAAUAAUACAGGAUGGGAAUUGAUAGAUCCAACACCGAAACUAAACUUCCUGGAGCUUCUACUUCAAAGAUAUAAUCAUCAGAAUUUUGAAUUAAAGAAUAUACUAACUAACGGGACUGGAUUUUUAAUCAUGGCAUAUUUUCAAAUAUUCUAUCUUAUCAUUAAUUUGUUUUUACAAAUGAAAAAUAACGGAUCAAAUUUUUGGCUAGGAUUUAUGGCAUUGGUUAGUUCAGCUUGUUCAAUCAUUUUAGCUCUCUUUUUAAACUGGCAUAUCAAUGGCAUAAAAACUACAUUGACUGAAUUAUUUACAGGAUUACCAUUUAUUUUAGUUAUUGUUGGGUUUAAACAUAAAAUUAUGAUAGCUAAAGAUAUUACCAAAACAAUUUCACUGAUAAAUAUUAUCGAUAGAAAAGAGAUCAGUAAAAUAAUAAGUGAUUCGAUAAUUAAUAAUGGUACUUAUUUCCUUCAAGAAUAUUUAGUUUCCAUAAUUUCCUUUAUCAUUUGCUCCUUUUUAUGCAAAGAGCUUAAGUUUGCUAAACAUGUUUGUAUUCUUUCUGCCUGUGUUCUUUCGUGUGGCCUGUUGCUGACAGUAACAUUUUAUUGUGCAAUCUUAUCGUUGAAACUAGAACUCAAUAUUAUUCACAGAGAUACAGCACUAAACAUUUCAAGCUGGGAAAAUACAAAUGAGAGACUAAAUGAAGAUCCUGACAGAGGUCUUAGGAACUUUGCAUUAAAAUCUCCUAAGAUAAUAAGGAUAGCGAAAGUUUUAUUAAUUAGCAUAAUAAUUUUAGUAAACGUAUUUGAAUUGCUAUUAAUUUUUGUCAGAAAUACAAAAUCACAAAUUAAAAGUAGUAGUAAUAUCGAAAUACCGGGAAGAAAAAUCCAAGACAUACUGCAACUCUUCAAUCAAGAUUCUAAAAAUAUAGUACUUUCAGUCUCAGCAUCUUAUUUCUUCCAUAUCGCAAAACAAGUGCACAAGGAAAGCUGGAUGGAUUUCAUGUUAAUCGAGAUAUACAAAUUUAUUAGCUAUGCGAUUAGAGAUAAACUUAUCAGUAAAUUGAUGUUAUGUUUAUUAGCUAUAAGUUGUUCCAGUAAUAUAUAUUUAUUAAAUGUCGCCAAUAUUCACACAGCUCAGACUAGGAAAACAAUUCAUAAUCAAAGAAAAGAGGCGAAAAAAGAGAAGAAACAUCAUAGCGUCACAAAAUUGGAAAAAAUUGAGGACGUUGAUAAUAAGUUGGAAACUCCAGAAUUGAAAUGCAAAGGGUUGGUAGGUGAUACUUUAGCAAUUAAAAAGAUUUAUUCUGAUUCUCAUAAUUAUCUUGAGAAAAAUAAUUUAAAAGAUUUCCAAAAACAAGAUAUACAAAAACAAGUUACACUUAAUAAAAAUGAAUCUUCUAAAAGACAACCUGCUAUUAGUUCUGAUGACCAACAAGUUAUUGAUGAAGUAAUUAAUGGAAAAAUACCACUGUAUUCGUUAGAAACUUACUUGAACGAUAAGGAAAGAGCAGUUUAUAUUCGUAGAAAAUCAAUUGCCAAAAUGGCAAACAUUCCUAUCUUAGACACCGAACUUUUGCCAUACCGUCAAUAUAACUAUGAGCGUGUAUUUGGAGCAUGUUGCGAAAACGUUAUUGGUUAUAUGCCUAUCCCAGUUGGUUUAAUAGGACCAUUAAUAAUUGAUGGUACCGUUUAUCAUAUUCCUAUGGCAACCACAGAAGGAUGUCUGGUUGCAUCUGCAAUGCGUGGAUGUAAAGCAGUCAAUGAAGGUGGGGGGCUCACAACUGUUAUAACCAAAGAUGGAAUGAGUAGAGGGCCAUGUGUCCAAUUUCCAAGUUUAAAGAGGUCUAGUGAGUGUAAGAUGUGGUUAGACUCAGAAAUUGGUUUAGAGAAAAUGAAAGUUGCGUUCAAUUCUACAUCUAGAUUUGCUCGUCUACAAAAUAUUAAAACAGCUUUGGCAGGAGAUUUAUUGUAUAUUCGUUUUGUAACAACUACGGGUGACGCAAUGGGAAUGAAUAUGAUUUCAAAUGGUGUUGAGCAUUGUUUAAGUAAAAUGAAAGAAGAAUAUAACUGGAAUGACUUAGAAGUAAUUUCUAUAUCCGGUAAUUAUUGUACUGACAAGAAAGCUGCCGCAAUUAAUUGGAUCGAAGGACGGGGUAAAAGUGUGGUUGCGGAAGCAAUUGUGCCUGGUGAGACAGUCAGAAAAAUAUUGAAGACCGAUGUUAAACGAUUAGUAGAGGUAAAUAUUUCUAAAAAUUUAAUAGGUUCUGCAAUGGCAGGUGCUAUUGGUGGAUAUAAUGCACAUGCUGCCAAUUUAGUCACGGCAGUAUUCAUUGCCAUGGGACAAGACCCUGCCCAAAAUGUUGAAAGUUCCAACUGUAUAACUUUGAUGAGUGAAGUGAAUGGCGACUUGAAAGUAUCAGUCAGUAUGCCAUCCAUUGAAGUUGGUACUAUCGGAGGCGGUACUGUAUUAGAUGCACAAGGCGCGAUGUUAGACUUAGUUGGUGUCCGCGGACCCCAUUUAACUGAACCAGGUGCUAAUGCCAGAAAAUUAGCAAGUGUUGUAGCAAGCGCAGUCUUGGUUGGAGAACUUUCCUUAAUAUCGGCCUUGAGUUCAGGUCACUUAGUUAAGAGCCACAUGGCUUUAAAUCGUUCAAAAAAGGUUUAA
Molecule: messenger RNA, 3171 nt
Organism: Tetrapisispora phaffii CBS 4417
Lineage: Eukaryota; Fungi; Ascomycota; Saccharomycetes; Saccharomycetales; Saccharomycetaceae
Exons: 1
Coding region: 1-3171 (1056 amino acids)
Biological process (GO): coenzyme A metabolic process; isoprenoid biosynthetic process; ergosterol biosynthetic process
Cellular component (GO): peroxisomal membrane; endoplasmic reticulum membrane
Molecular function (GO): protein binding; hydroxymethylglutaryl-CoA reductase (NADPH) activity
Source: RefSeq, a predicted model, not a curated record